AUGGCCAUCAAAAAUCGCUAUUUAUCCCAGUGUCUGAGUUACUCCAAUCCGAUUAGCAUGGGGAGCGAUUUCGUCAUAGUGCUACGGGAAGACCAGAAACCGGAAAUUUGGGCGUGUUCUGACAUCCUUACAUCUACAAAUUUGCCACAUCUUCCAAAACGUCCCAAGGUUCUCACUAUCACCAGUUCUUAUCACCUCUUCUUGCUGUUACAGAGUCUUUUGCGGCAACGUGAAGGCGAGGUUGGUCAGUUGCGACGUGAAGUUGCACGUCUUAAUGAAACGCACGAGCGUCUCCUUGCAGCACUCUCUGAGCAGACAGCAAAAACAAAUCAACGCGUACCCCUAAACGACUCUUUGCCGGCCGACGAAGGCGACGAGGGCAGUCUCUCGCAGCGUUACGAGGUCCUUCUCCAACUCUAUGGCCGGAAGUUGGAGGAGAACGAAGAGCUCCGUAUGGACCUUCGUGAAGCUAAGGAAGCUUAUCAGGCUCAAUUGAAUGAUCUCUUGAACAAACUAAACGACGGUCGAUGA
Molecule: messenger RNA, 531 nt
Organism: Echinococcus granulosus
Lineage: Eukaryota; Metazoa; Platyhelminthes; Cestoda; Cyclophyllidea; Taeniidae
Product: TATA element modulatory factor
Exons: 3
Coding region: 1-531 (176 amino acids)
Cellular component (GO): Golgi apparatus; endoplasmic reticulum
Source: RefSeq, a predicted model, not a curated record